Messenger RNA from Aspergillus wentii DTO 134E9, 3273 nucleotides. Its product is annotated as SacI domain and endonuclease/exonuclease/phosphatase family protein. Lineage: Eukaryota; Fungi; Ascomycota; Eurotiomycetes; Eurotiales; Aspergillaceae. The transcript has 7 exons. Gene Ontology annotation, cellular component: membrane; cytoplasm. Bases 1 to 3273 code for a protein of 1090 amino acids. The record is from RefSeq and is a predicted model, not a curated record. Gene Ontology annotation, biological process: phosphatidylinositol dephosphorylation. Gene Ontology annotation, molecular function: phosphatidylinositol-3,5-bisphosphate 5-phosphatase activity; phosphatidylinositol-4,5-bisphosphate 5-phosphatase activity.
AUGUCUAGCUUGCGAAUCCUUUGUCGAGAUCUCCCUCAUCGUACAAUUGCCUUGGUCACCACUGAAUACGCCUUAAUCUUCCAGCACGGCUCAAUAGAUGCAGUGGCCAGCAAUCAAAAUGGAACACCGCGUUGUCUAGUUGAAUUUUCUAAUAUAUCAUCUAUAGACUGGAGAGACUACAGAUUCCUGGGGGAAGGAUAUGGUACCCUGGGUCUGAUCACUUUGGACGAAGAUGUCUUUCUGUGCGUUGUCACUGGCUCCUCGAAGGCCGCUACCGUUAGGCCCGGAGAGACAGUUUCAAGAAUUGACAACGUGGACUUCUUCUGCCUUACCCAUUCAGAAUUCGAAUAUGGAAUGGAUUAUGGACCCGGAAGUCAACCUACGGCCGAGGAACUUAGCCGUGCCCCUGACCUUGAAGGCAGAGAACUGGUUACUGACCACCCAUUCAUAGCCUUAAAGAAGCUUCUAGGUGAUGGUAGCUUCUAUUAUAGCCUUGAUUUCAAUCUAACUGAUCGGCUGCAAGACCGCUCUGACAAGUCUACAACUUUCGACAUUGAAACCCUUGAUGAGGAUAUGCUAUGGAACUCAUAUAUGAUUAAUCCUCUUCUCCUUUUUCGGGGACAUCUGCCGCCUCUGGACAGGGUUAAUCUUGACUCAUCUCAAAUAUUGACUUGUGUCAUACGAGGAUUUGCUAGCACCCUGAGAAUUCCUGCCUCCGUUCCUCUCCUACCUCAAGUGGAAAGCAAUCUGCCUUCUACGUUUACUAUAAUUUCGCGGCAAUCAUCUCGGCGUGCGGGCACGAGGUUCAAUUCACGGGGCAUUGACGAUGACGGUAACGUGGCCAACUUUGUAGAGACAGAACUCAUUCUUUGGAUUCCCACGGGUAUCACUUUUUCUUAUGUUCAAGUCCGUGGUUCAGUACCUAUCUUCUGGGAACAAACCGCAGGUUUUCUUCCUGGGCAGCAAAAGAUUGAGGUGACGCGGUCCACUGAGGCAACACAACAUGCUUUCAACAGACACUUCGAAUUCCUUGAGUUGGAAUACGGCGCAGUACACGUGGUUAACCUCCUAAGUGAAUUUAAGCCCGGGGAAGUCGAGCUUUCGACGAAGUUGCGUGAGCACAUAAAAAAGAAUAGAGUUAAACGAAGGGAUUCCGACACUUCAGACCAUACGCUUUUGCGAAUGACGGAAUUUGAUUUUCAUGCAGAGACCCGAGGUCCACUUGGAUAUGGUGCGAGCAGCCAGAUAAAAUAUGAUAUCACACAUUCUUCACACGGUUUCGGAUACUUCUUGUCUGAAGAUUUCAUCGGUGCGACAUCGUCGUACGAAAAACAGAAUGUGCCCAAAAGCUCAUCUGUUAUUCUGCAACAAGAAGGCGUAUUCCGAACAAAUUGUCUGGAUUGCCUCGACAGGACGAAUUUAGUACAAACCAUGAUUAGCUCGAUGGCUCUUGAGUCAUUUUUGUUUCAACAGGGAGGAACGCUUCAUUCUGAUGUCCAAGCCAGGCACUCAACGUUAUGGGCCGACAACGGUGAUGCUUUAUCGAAAAUUUAUGCUGGUACUGGUGCCCUCAAGAGUUCCUUCACGCGGCAUGGGAAAAUGUCACUUGCAGGUGCACUCGCGGAUGCACGUAAAACUGCUACACGGCUUUAUGUCAACAACUUUUCUGACAAGGCCCGCCAAAAGACCAUCGACCUUCUUCUAGGAAGAUUGACGGAUCAGAUGCCGGUGCAUCUCCAUGAUCCAGUUAAUGAUGUGGUUUCCGAAGAGCUGGGGCGGCGAGCUUCAGAGUAUUCCUUUUCCAAGUCAAUAAAGAUAUGGGCUGGAACUUUCAAUGUCAACGGGCGCAGCAAAGGCCCAGAUGUCGAUCUCACGCCAUGGUUCUUCCCAGAAAUCGAGGAGCAAAACAGGGAUCCGGAAAUCUUUGCUGUGGGAUUUCAAGAAAUCGUUGAACUAAGCCCACAGCAAAUAAUGUCCACAGAUCCUACCACACGCAAAGUAUGGGAGAACGCUGUCAGGAACUGUUUGAAUGACCGUUCAAGAUCGAAAGGUGCAGGGAAAUAUGUACUCUUACGGAGCGGUCAGCUUGUUGGGGCAGCUCUCAUGAUAUAUGUGAAGGAAGAUGCGUUAAAGCAGAUCAAAAAUGUUGAAGGGAGUACGGGUCUUUCAGGGAUCGGUGGUAACAAAGGGGGUUGCGCAAUUCGCUUCGAGUACUCUAACACCCGUAUUUGCUUCAUUACUGCACAUCUUGCAGCCGGGUUUGCAAACUACGAUGAGAGGAACAAUGACUAUGAAACUAUAGAUUGCGGUCUAAGGUUUCAGAAAAAUAGGUCAAUCGAAGACCAUGAUACCAUCAUAUGGCUCGGUGAUUUCAACUAUCGAAUCGGUCUAGGCAAUCAGAUAGUCAGGGACCUUAUACUACAAGGGGACUAUCAAAGGCUUUAUGACAACGACCAGUUAAACCUGCAGAUGAUAACUGGCAGAGCCUUUCAAUUUUAUUCGGAAGGACGGAUUUUAUUCCCUCCAACAUACAAAUAUGAUAUUGGUAGUGAUGAAUACGAUACCUCGGAGAAAGCGCGUAUUCCUGCGUGGUGUGAUAGGGUGCUUUGGAAAGGCACAAACACCCGCCAGACUCAUUAUGACACUGCAGAUUUACGCCUCUCAGAUCAUCGUCCAGUUUGGGCUACUUUCGAUUGCAUGAUCAAUAUUAUUGAUGAGAGUCUCAAAAGUAAAAUCAGGCGCAUGAUUUAUGAAGAUAGGCAAUGUGAUGUUCGCGAUAUGCCUGCGAAUAAGGCAAAUCUUAUAGAUACUGAGGACGGAGAGGUCAUGUCGCAUGGGUCCAUUGCACCUGGCCUUCCUCCAGCUAGCUCAGAUCAUCAUAGAUGGUGGUUGGAGAAUGGUAUCAAUCCCCUAUCAGAGCUGAGUCCUCCCGCAUAUGGGUCUAUUGUCAAUGUUUAUCGCAACCCUAACCCCUUCUCUCAAGGUGACGAAUAUAAUUGGGUUUUUGUGCCAGACUAUAUUGGCAGACAGAUGAAUUCAAAUACUGCUAAGGAUGUCAUUUCACCCAAGUUCCCAGUGUCUCCCGGUAUCGAAAUACAGGAUGCAUCACCAAUGCAUUCGGGCAAUCGAGACCCAGCCCCUUCCAAAGAAAACUCUGGUGAUGAUAGUAUUCCAUCAUCUGCUAAGAGAAACAACGAUGCGAAAACGCCGCCGGAAAUACCCCGAAAGCCAGUCUUUCUAAGCUCUAAGGUAACAUUAAACACAAGCUUCUGA